CCCCGCACCUGGCACCGCACCGAUCGGUUGCGUGGGACGGAGCGCAGCCGCAGCCCCACGCGUCGCCCAGGACCCACUCGCCGCCGCCGCCUUCGCAGCACCCAUGGGGACCAGGAGACUUUAAAGGAGUUUGGGUAUCGGGCGCAGGGAAAUCACCGAUCCCGGCUCCUGGCCCUCGCCUCGCCUCGUCAUUGAUGGGCAACCAACUGGACCGCAUCACCCACCUCAACUACAGCGAGUUGCCCACGGGAGACCCGUCCGGGAUCGAAAAGGACGAGCUGCGGGUCGGGGUCGCCUAUUUCUUCUCGGAUGAGGAGGAGGACCUGGACGAACGAGGGCAGCCUGACAAGUUCGGCGUGAAGGCGCCCCCAGGCUGCACCCCCUGCCCAGACAGCCCCAGCCGCCACCACCACCACCUGCUGCACCAGCUGCUCCUCAACGAGACUCAGUUCUCCGCCUUUCGGGGCCAGGAAUGCAUCUUCUCCAAAGUGAGCGGCGGCCCGCAGGGCGCCGACCUGAGCGUCUACGCCGUCACCGCGCUGCCCGCGCUCUGCGAGCCGGGCGACCUGCUGGAGCUGCUGUGGCUGCAGCCGGCGCCGGAGCCGCCCGCGCCCGCCCCGCACUGGGCCGUCUACGUGGGCGGCGGGCAGAUCAUCCACCUGCACCAAGGCGAGAUCCGCCAGGACAGCCUGUACGAGGCGGGCGCGGCCAACGUGGGCCGGGUGGUGAAUAGCUGGUACCGCUACCGCCCGCUGGUGGCCGAGCUGGUGGUGCAGAACGCCUGCGGCCACCUGGGCCUCAAGACCGAGGAGAUCUGCUGGACGAACUCGGAGAGCUUCGCCGCCUGGUGCCGCUUCGGCAAGCGGGAGUUCAAGGCGGGCGGGGAGGUGCCGGCCGGCACGCAGCCGGCGCAGCAGCAGUACUAUCUCAAGGUGCACCUGGGCGAGAACAAAGUGCACACCGCCAGGUUCCACAGCCUGGAAGACCUCAUCCGCGAGAAGCGCCGCAUCGAUGCCAGCGGCCGCCUGCGCGUGCUCCAGGAGCUAGCUGACCUCGUGGAGGAAAAGGAGUAGCUGCCCGGGGGCCGCCUGCCCCGCUGUCCCCCCGCGCCCCGCUCCCUUCCCGCCCCCGCACCCGGACUCUCCAACCCUGCUCCCUCGCGCGCGCGGGCCCUGGCUGCACCCCAGCACCCCUCGGCCACUGGCAGGGAGCCUCAGGAACUGACCUCGGGGCCGAAGGGCGCGCAAGCCUGGCCCAGAGCCCUGGUGGUGGGGACGGGGUGGGUGGACCCAGCGGGAGCCUUUCCCUGGAGUUAUAAGGGGGACAGAGGGAACGGGGCUCAGGGGGUCAGUGACGUGACCUUUCCCCGAGAGUCAAUGGUCAGUGACUUCGUCCGACAGGGAAAGCACCCUUUGCUGAAAAGCUGGCCGUCGCCGCCCCAAGCGCGCACACCGCCACCCAGGCGAGGCGAGACCUGGUCUCUUCCCGGCACAGUGCGGCUCCGCUGCGGUUGUGUCCCUGGAUCGCAGGAUUUCCAAGAAAUCAGCCCGUCCCUUGUGCACUUGUGAGUAAUUCCACAAGAGAGCACUUGGAGACCCUGCUUAUCCUGAGGCUGCCCGCACUUUUCCAGCUCUCCAGCCCCAGGUCAGAGACCUGUGUUCCAGGCUCAGGGCUGAGCCAGGCAGAGUCUUCAUCCUGCUCUCUCCACCGAGGAGAAGCGAGCGCCACCCCCACCUGCAUUUGCCCGUGAGUGUUCCCGCUUGGCAGCAGGGAAGCCUUCCCGGUCCCGGGAGGAAAAUGGCGCAGCUAAUUUGGUGAGGAGAGAGGGCCCCGCCCGGGAAAUGGUGAGGGCGCACCUGGUGUCCAGGAAGGGGAAUGUGUGCAGAAGGGCGCUUAUCUUUCUGACCCUCCACUGCCACCUCCUUGGGCUGCUGAAUUUCCAAAAUAGUCCUAUUUUUAAAGGGGUUGGAGGAGAGGGAGGGAGAGAACAUGGCAACAUUCCAGAAAACCAGCAUUCUUACAGCACCAUAGCCAGUAUAUUUAGUUUGGCUUUUCCUAGCAUAAAAAUCCUAGAACUCGGGGAAGUGGAAAUACAAAGUUUUACAAAUGAGAGAGCAGUUUUCCAACUAUGUCAACCAAGCCUAUCGUGUUGAUGUUUUUAUUGACCAUUUUAGCAACAUGCUAAUAAAAUUUCAAAUUGAAAUUUUUAUUUUCAUGGCUUUAAUCCAUGAUAGUUGAAAUACUGGGGGCCAUUAAGAGUGGAUUUAGCUAAGAGCUUAGCUAACAUUGCCUUUUCACUGUUUUUCUCAAAUCGUAUGAGAAUUCUGUUUUGAGAUAUUGUAGGUUUUUUGUUUUUGUUUUGUUAUUAGUGUUUUGUUUUGUUUUUGGCUUUAAACAGCAGCCCUAGUAAUGGUGGAGUUGGUUAUGUGUGUGUUGUACUGAAUUCCUGUCUGAUAGAGGGUUUACUGCUUUGGUGGAUUGCUAGCAGGUUCCAUGAUGUUUCUUUCUCCAUGUUGUGUAUCAUUAUCAUUUUAUACUUGUAUUUCCAUUUUUCUUCCUCUCCUCCUGAUCUCCUUGAAAACAAAUGGAAGAGUUGGUGGCUUCCUGCCCUCCUCUUGAGCUAGUCCCACAGUGCAUACCUGAAAACAGGGAAGAACUUGUAGGAUCAGGACAAUGUGUGUUUUGCCAAAAACUAAGGCUGUGAGAACCUCCUUCCUUCCGCAAGGAUGUGCAAACUUUUCUGCUUUCAUGGCAGCAUCAGCCUGACUGAUUGUUACUUGAUUUAGUGUGUGAGACACCUACAGCAUUUACAUCUCUUCCAAGGGACUUUGUCAGACAAUGGUGUUGAGCUAAUUGCUGCAAGCAACUGCAUAUUGACUGGUGUGAUUUAGUUGGAUAGCAACCACUACAGCCAAAGCCAGUUUCUUGGCAUUUCAAAAAUAAUGCAAUAAAAACUAGUCGAGGUUAGCUGACUGGAAAUGCCUUUUCCAUGGUAGAAGAUUAAUUUCUGUUUUGAUUUUUAGUUUUCAUCCUAGAUUUAUUCCCUGAUCUUGAAUCAAAAGGUCAGAUCAAUGAAAUAUGAACUAAAGUAUUUUUUCUUAAGCCUACUGAGUGAUUUAUUUUUAGAAAAUGUUUAAAUGCGUAUGCUUUUCUUUCAGCACAUACAGCCGCAAAACUUUUGUAAUAACUAACUUACCUUUGCAUGUAUGGAGAAUCAAAAGUCAUUUACUUCCCUGAUUUAUUCCCCUUUCAAAUAACAGCUGGCAGAUCAUAAACCGAAGGUCUUUGUUGUAACUACAUGCUUCACAUUCUUUACUGUAUCUUGGUUCCCUGCUGUAUUAAACACCAUCCUAAGCACUUGUUUCAACAGGACUCCUUCUUGACAUUUUGUCUUCCACCUAUCACUCAAAGACUGGGACUCGGCAAAAGAAACGAGUCAGUUUCGAUCACACCUAAACCAA
Lepus europaeus (European hare) is the source of this 3461-nucleotide messenger RNA. RefSeq names its product LRAT domain containing 1 (gene LRATD1). The record is from RefSeq and is a predicted model, not a curated record. The transcript is spliced from 2 exons. NCBI's taxonomy places the organism in Eukaryota, Metazoa, Chordata, Mammalia, Lagomorpha, Leporidae. Bases 195 to 1073 code for a protein of 292 amino acids.